AUGUCGGUUCGAAACACUUCCAGACAAGCCAUCACUGAAUUUGUUUUUAAAGGAUUUGACUCAGUGCAAAAUCCACUAAUGGUUGGUUUUGUGCUGCUGAUACUGUACAUUUUUGUUGUGAUUACUAACACUGCAAAUAUAUACUUCAUUGUUAUGGAUAAACAUUUACACCAGCCAAUGUAUCUGUUUAUCUGUAAUUUAGCAUUUGUAGACAUCGUCCUCUGUACCAGUACAUGUCCAACUAUGAUAGGUACCCUUAUAGUUGGAUAUAAAUCCAUGUCUUUUGCACCCUGUAUGGUUCAAAUGUUUGUAUUUCAUUUGUGUAGUUUGAUGGAAGGGUUUGCUAUUUCUAUCAUGGCAUUUGACCGCUUUAUUGCUAUAAGCAGUCCUCUGCGGUACCAUUCUAUUCUGACAAAUGUACGUUGUGUUCUGAUCUCUAUUGUACUUUGGUUGGCAGGUUCAGCAAUAAUGGCAAUGCUGCCUGCUACUGUUCUCCCUCUACAAAUCUGCUACUCAGUUGUGAAGCACAUGUUUUGUGACUAUGCAUCUGUUAUCAAGGCAACUUGUGUAGAUCCUGAACCAUAUUUUAAUAUGGUAUCAAUUUUAACAUCUGUUCUUAUUUUUGGAACAUUCAGUUUCAUCUGCUUGUCCUAUGUAAAGAUUGUUAUUGUUGUUGUGAGAAUGUCUUCACAGAGUGACAAGAAAAAAGCAUUUAAUACUUGUUUUAGUCACUUGAUAGUCAUAAUCUGCUUCUAUGCACCCACAUUCACACGAAUAGUGCUGACCAGGUUUGGUCUAGUUUUAACAGUUGAGGAACGAAAUGGGCUAAUGCUUGGGUCAGUUCUUGGGCCUGCUGUAAUAAAUCCUUUCAUAUACUGUUUCAGAACCAAGGAGAUCAGGAAUAAAUUAUUUAAAAUAAUGCAAUUAAAUAAAUGA
Messenger RNA from Pygocentrus nattereri (red-bellied piranha), 936 nucleotides. RefSeq names its product olfactory receptor 51E2-like. Lineage: Eukaryota; Metazoa; Chordata; Actinopteri; Characiformes; Serrasalmidae. Gene Ontology annotation, biological process: G protein-coupled receptor signaling pathway. The transcript has a single exon. The record is from RefSeq and is a predicted model, not a curated record. Bases 1 to 936 code for a protein of 311 amino acids. Gene Ontology annotation, cellular component: membrane. Gene Ontology annotation, molecular function: G protein-coupled receptor activity; olfactory receptor activity.